Molecule: messenger RNA, 783 nt
Organism: Papilio polytes (common Mormon)
Lineage: Eukaryota; Metazoa; Arthropoda; Insecta; Lepidoptera; Papilionidae
Product: protein GDAP2 homolog
Exons: 7
Coding region: 172-783 (203 amino acids)
Source: RefSeq, a predicted model, not a curated record
GUGACAGACAGAAAAUGGGUGGCCGCUAGUUGUCGGCACGAUUCCCGUAUUUUUAAACAUAGUUUACCUUUCCUAGCUUUAUUUAUUAGUUCCCUAACUGCAGCUUGUUCAGAGUGUUCCCGUGUAUUUUACAGUUUCCCUUUCCUGUCAUAUACAAAACACCAGGGUGCGAUGCGCGCGCCGAGCGGCGUGGUGCGGUGGUCGCAGAGCGGCGUAGCACCGCUCACGGACUACGCGGCGGUGUCACCAUCGCCAGCCACAGCGCCUCAAUACCUCUACGAUGAACGUAUUAACCAGCGUCUUGCGUUCUGGCAAGGUGAUAUCACAGCUUUAGAUGUGGAUGCGGUAACGAACACUACAGAUGAGACGCUGUCGGAAUGCAACGCGAUCAGUGAGCGGAUAAUGCAAGUCGCGGGACCGGAACUUAAGGAGGAAAUCGUUACUAGAGGACUCGAGUGCGGCACCGGCGAGGCGGUGGUGACGCCGGGCUACCAGCUGCGCAGCCGCCACGUGCUGCACACCGUGUGCCCCAACUACCUGCCGCAGUACCACACCGCCGCGGAGACCUCGCUGCACAACUGCUACAAGAACGUGCUGUGCGCGGCGAGCGAGGCGGGCGCGCGCUCGCUGGCGCUGUGCGUGCUCAACACGCCGCGCAGGAACUUCCCGCCCGACCUCGCGGCGCACGUCGCGCUCAGUACAAUCCGUCGUCACCUGGAGCAGUGUGCGCUGCCGGGCGUGGUGGUGGUGUGCGGUUUUUGGCCCAUCAAAUUACGUUUCUAA